Messenger RNA from Nerophis lumbriciformis (worm pipefish), 2587 nucleotides. RefSeq names its product minichromosome maintenance complex component 7 (gene mcm7). Gene Ontology annotation, cellular component: MCM complex; nucleus. Gene Ontology annotation, molecular function: ATP binding; single-stranded DNA helicase activity; single-stranded DNA binding. Lineage: Eukaryota; Metazoa; Chordata; Actinopteri; Syngnathiformes; Syngnathidae. Gene Ontology annotation, biological process: DNA replication; DNA strand elongation involved in DNA replication; double-strand break repair via break-induced replication. The record is from RefSeq and is a predicted model, not a curated record.
UCCUCCAGCGCACUAAAAACGACAAACUCGCGCGGCGGCGUCAAAGUGAGCGCGGAUCCCUCCGAUCUCGCCUUCUUGUCUUUUUUUUUUAAGUCUCUUGUGACGUGGGAAUGAGCGGUUGUUUGUACUUUGAAGUGCGGGAUAUCUUUUAAGCGAAACAACAACAAAAAUGGACCCCGAAGUGCGCUUGUUAUGCGUAUUGUCAUCCUCUUCCGGAAGCGGGGCGGCUUACCUAAUGGCGGUUAGUUCAUCUUUAAAGCAGCCUUAAAAAGAAGAAAAGUGCAAGAGAUUCCUGCAGGAGUUUUACACUGAGGAUGACAAUGGAAAGAAGGUGUUCAAAUACGGAGCGCAGCUUGUGGCGCUGUCCCACAGAGAGCAGGUGUCCCUUGUUGUGGACCUGGACGAUGUGGCCGAGGAGGACCUCGAUCUGGUGGAGAGCAUCUGUGAGAAUGCAAAGCGUUACACGGGCCUUUUUGCAGACGCCGUGCACGAACUGCUGCCAGAGUACAAGGAGCGAGACAUCGUGGCCAAGGAUUCUUUAGAUGUGUACAUCGAGCACCGGCUGAUGAUGGAACAAAGGGCGCGUGACCCCGCAGACACGCGGGACGCACGCAACCAAUACCCGCCGGAACUCAUGAGGAGAUUCGAGCUCUACUUCAAGCCCCCCGGCACGGCUAAACCCAAGGUGGUGCGCGACGUCCGGGCUGACUGCAUCGGGCAGCUGGUCAACGUCCGAGGCAUCGUGACCCGUGCCACCGAGGUCAAGCCCAUGAUGGCGGUGGCCACGUACACCUGUGACCAAUGCGGUGCUGAGACGUACCAACCUAUCCAGUCGUCAUCCUUCAUGCCCCUCGUCAUGUGUCCCAGCCAGGAGUGUGUCACCAACAAAUCUGGCGGUCGCCUUUACCUGCAGACCAGAGGGUCCAAGUUUGUCAAAUUCCAGGAGCUCCGCAUUCAAGAGCAUAGCGACCAGGUGCCCGUUGGCAACAUCCCCAGAAGUAUGUCCGUGUACGCGCGCGGAGAAAACACGCGUCUGGCCCAGCCCGGUGACCACGUGGCCAUCACGGGAGUCUUCCUGCCUCUCCUGCGCACGGGCUUCAGACAGGCCACUCAGGGUCUUCUCUCUGAGACCUACAUGGAAGCUCACUGCAUCACGCUCAUGAACAAGACCGAAGACGACGAGCUGGGGAACGACGAACUGACGGACGAAGAGCUGCGCAGCAUCACCGAGGAAGGAUUCUACGAAAAACUGUCUGGCUCCAUCGCGCCCGAGAUUUACGGCCACGAGGAUGUGAAGAAGGCGCUGCUCAUGCUGCUGGUUGGAGGCGUGGACCAAGCACCGAAGGGCAUGAAGAUCCGAGGUAACAUCAACGUCUGCCUGAUGGGAGACCCCGGAGUGGCUAAAUCCCAGCUUCUGUCCUACAUCGACCGCCUGGCUCCUCGCAGCCAGUACACGACAGGCCGAGGCUCCUCGGGCGUGGGUCUGACGGCAGCCGUGAUGCGGGACCCCCUGACCGGGGAGAUGACCCUGGAAGGUGGUGCCCUGGUGCUGGCCGAUCAGGGCGUGUGCUGCAUCGAUGAGUUUGACAAGAUGGCCGAUGCCGACCGCACGGCCAUCCACGAGGUGAUGGAGCAGCAGACAAUCUCCAUCGCCAAGGCCGGCAUCAUGACAUCGCUCAACGCCCGCUGUUCCAUCCUGGCCGCCGCCAACCCGGCGUACGGCCGCUACAACCCAAAGAAGAGCAUCGAGCAGAACAUCCAGCUGCCGGCCGCGCUGCUCUCGCGUUUCGACCUGCUCUGGCUCAUCCAGGACAAGCCGGACGCCGAAGCCGACCUGCGUCUGGCCCAGCACAUCACCUACGUGCACCGGCACUCCCGGCAGCCACCUACGCACUUCACCCCCAUCGACAUGAAGCUCAUGAGGCGUUACAUCGCGGUGUGUAAGAAGAAGCAGCCCGUGGUGCCCGAGUCUCUGGCUGACUACAUCACCGCCGCCUACGUGGAGAUGAGGAAGGAGGCGCGGGUCAGCAAGGACACCACCUUUACGUCGGCCCGUACCCUCCUCUCCAUCCUCCGCCUCGCCACCGCGUUGACCCGCCUCCGCCUGAUGGACGUCGUGGAGAAGGAGGACGUUAACGAGGCCAUGAGGCUGAUGGAGAUGUCCAAGGAUUCGCUGCAGGCCGACAAGUCCAGCGGCGCAAGGGCUCAGCGACCGGCCGACGUCAUCUUCUCGCUGGUGCGCGAGCUCUCCACAGAGGGCCGCGGCGGCGUGGUCCGCAUGUCCGAGGCGGAGCAGCGCUGCGUCCAGCGAGGCUUCACACCCGCCCAGUUCCAGGAAGCCUUGGAGGAGUACGAGGAGCUCAACGUGUGGCAGACUAACCAGGCUCGCACUCGCAUCACCUUUGUCUGAUAGUGGAGGAAGGUGAGGCGCGCAUGCGUGCGGUGUAAAUAGUUCUCAACCCCAACUUUGAUCCACAUUCCAACAUGGAACAGCUUCAUUAAGUAUUUCUGCUGAUUUUAAUGACUCAUUGUUUUGCUGCUGGUGAUGUCCCACAUAGUUAUAAUAAAUAUAUUGUACGCACUUUGA